This is a messenger RNA of Monascus purpureus, 2762 nucleotides long. The record is from the annotation of a GenBank genome assembly. Lineage: Eukaryota; Fungi; Ascomycota; Eurotiomycetes; Eurotiales; Aspergillaceae.
GCUACACUUGCUCUGGAUUGCUCUGGACUGCAGAAAUCGCUAUGGAAGACUACGGCUUUCUCGAAGACAUGGAAGUCGAAAAUUAACGCUUCGCCUAAACACGCCGAGCCCUAGCUAUGAAGAUGGUCUUUUCAACAGCCACCCCGUUUCUCGUGUGUGAGAACGGUUCAUCCACGACCUGGUAGUCGAAAUUUGCGCUCAAUCCGGCGUCUUCAAAUAGCUUUUUCAUAUCAUCUGAGGUAAAGCCAUGCGUCUUGACGGUAUGAGAGACGUCUUCUGAGAUUCUGUGAUUGUCAGGGACGAAGUCUAUGACAACACAAGUGCCGCCACUCUUCAGCCUGUCUCCGAGGCGCUUCAGCGCCAGGCCAGGAUCAGCAAAGUGAUGGAACGCCAUGCUGAUGAGUACUAAAUCGAAAUUGAAGAAUUUGGGGUCCGACAAUUCAGUAGCAGCAGUCGCUGCGACGAGAUCGCCUUUGUAGGCAAUUAAUCGGUCCGAUAGUGCAGCUUCUCGCGCGUCUUUGUUGAAUUCAUUGACCAUGCUGUCGGAGAGGUCCAACCCUAUGACCUUUGUCAAAAAGGGGGCCAGUGUCUUAUCAUACAGAUUAGUAUCCAGACGAGGACAAUGGAUCCUGAUCCAACUGGGGAAACCAACAUACAAUAGACAGGAUGCCAACUCCACAGGCAUAAUCAAGCAUCUUAACCUCCUGCCCCUUUCCUGCUGGAGUAUCGGUCCAUUUGUCACUGAUCCAAAGUCGACGGGUCAGGACCUGAUUGCACAGGAGUCUCAGAAGGUGAGAGAAUUCUGUUUUAUAGGACAAAGCCUUCUGGCUACGGUGCUUGUUAGAAAUAAUUCCAUAUGAUAUGUAACAUACUCGACAGGAAUAGGAAUGAUCUCACUCGAAAUGCUGGCGAUUGGCCUCGGUGAAUUCAGCCAUGACUUCAAAUACGUUUUCCCAGAGUGUGACUAUGAGGAUCAACUAGGGGUUCGAAUAAGUAUCUAGAGAAAGAAGCUGAUAUUUAUUACAUUCCAAAGGCUACAAGGGACCCCACCUAGCUCGGAGACAUGUCGGACACUUUUGCUGUUGAUGCGGUUGAUUCGCUGCGAGGGUACAAGAAAUGCGUGGUUGGAUUGGAUCUUUCCGGGCAGAAUGAAGGAGGGCCAUGAAACAUGUAGGUGUAGAUGUAGGUGGAAGUGGAAGUAGACGUAUAAAGUGGAGUAGGGCGGCGCAGAGGCACCUGUUGAGCUCCGCAUCGGCCAAAGCGCUUCUUCUCCAUCACAGCAUCCUUCUUGUCGUCAUUCUCGCUGCCCAACUCCAGUUCUACGAGCUGCUUCUCACCCAGCCUCCAUCUGCAAGCUCUGUAUUUGCGUCUUGGUCUCCUCUCUCAAUCCAGCUUCCCUUUCCCCGUCUUCGCUGCUCCCAGCUCCCAGUACCGACUGUUGAUCUAUCGUGUUCAGUACAUCCCCAACAGCUCUGCUUCCGCCAUGGAGGCCGAAAAGAUCUCCGAUUUCCUUGCAGACCAGCUGCAGCAAGCUCCUCCGCAAUUACAGGCGGCCUUUUUAACCUUUGAGGACUACUGGGAGCGAAAGCUAUGGCACCAGCUCACCAACGCCUUGAUUGACUUCUUCCGCCUACCAGAAAGCGCUCCGCAACGGUUACCCAUCUUCAAGUCCUUCAUUCUCAGCUUUGCCGACAAGAUUAAUCAGCUCAAGUUUGUCUCUCUAGGGCUGAUGGCAUCGACAGAAUGCUCCGAUGACCAAGAGAGACUGGCUUUCCUUACAUCACUCGCGGAUAGGGUGAACAAAUCAGAGACACAAGACGCAUAUGUUUACGCGCUUGCGGAUGUCGCCAGUGUCAAACUACGACUACAGAACCUCGAGGGGGCGCAGAAGGACCUGGAAACGUGCCAGAAAACCUUGGACACAUUCGACUCUGUUGAAACUGUUGUUCACGCAUCCUUCUACAAAGUAAACGCAGAUUACUACCAUGCCAAAGAAGAAUUUGCCGCAUACUACAAAAACGCCCUCCUCUACCUUGCCUGCAUCAACCUGGAAGACAUCACAGAGCCUGAGCGCGUGUCCAGGGCCUAUAAUCUCAGCGUUGCCGCUUUAGUGUCCGACUCGAUUUACAACUUUGGCGAGCUGCUCCUGCACCCAAUCCUGGACUCUCUUACAGAGACCCCUCACAACUGGCUCCGCGACCUCCUUUUUGCGUUCAACCGUGGGGACCUAACGGCCUACGACGUUCUGGCAGGCAACAUCACCAAGAACAAGCUGUUGGAGCAACAUCGCAUCUUCCUGUACCAGAAGAUCUCCCUCUCAGCACUGACGGAGAUGGUCUUCCGCCGACCCCCUCAUGACCGCAACCUCACUUUCAACGCCAUUUCCUCCGAGACCAAGGUCAAGCCUGACGAGAUCGAGCAUUUGGUGAUGAAGGCGCUGUCCCUCGGCCUGCUUAGGGGCUCGAUUGAUCAGGUCGCUGGGGUCGCGCAGAUCAACUGGGUACAGCCUAAAGUUCUCGACAUGAAGCAGAUUGAGGGUAUGCGUAACAGGCUUAAAGAGUGGGACGCCGGGGUUAACCAGCUUGGACACUGGAUUGAAGGGGUUGGCAAGGACGUUUGGGCCGCAUAGAACGAGUUCUAUCCUAGCAAUAUAGGAGUCAUUGCAUCCUUGCAUUAUAAGACUUGAUUUUUAGAAUUAGAGUUAUUGUGGUAAAGAAGCAGUACUCUGAGUAAUGCAUAUGCACAAUUGCCCUACAACUUAA